AGUGUGCAGGAAUAACUCCGUGAAGACAUAAAAGGGGAAGCCACGCUUUUCUGCAGCUCCCGGUGGCAGAGCAGGUGUUCGCUGUCUUGGCCAGCUGGGGGACCAUAAUGGACUCCGGGCGCACGAUGGCGCCUACCAUGGCUGUGCCUACCCCGUUUGGGUGUAUUGGCUGCCAACUGCCUCUGCCGAGCUACCCUCCGGCCGUCAUCGUGCUAAUGUACUGCGUGAUGGUGGUGACCGUUGUGGCCGACCUCACUGGCAACUCCAUGGUCAUCUGGGCCGUGUCCAGGAACAAGAAGCUCCAAAAUUCUGCCAACAUCUUCGUGGUUAGCCUCUCAGUGGCUGAUAUGCUGGUGGCCAUUUACCCUUACCCGCUGAUGCUGCAUGCCAUGACCAUCGGGGACUGGAAUCUGAGCCAGUUCCAGUGCCAGCUGAUGGGGUUCAUCACCGGACUGAGUGUGGUGGGCUCAGUCUUUAACAUCCUGGGGAUCGCCAUCAACCGCUACUGCUACAUCUGCCAGAGUCUCCAGUACGAGAGGAUCUUCAGCAAGCGCAACACCGUCAUCUUCCUGGUCAUCACCUGGGUCGUGGCCGUCCUCGCCAUCCUGCCCAACAUGUACAUUGGCACCAUCUACUACGACCCGCGCACCUACACCUGCCUCUUCAACUACCUGCACAACACUGCCUUCUCGCUGACCAUCGUCUUCAUGCACUUCAUUCUCCCUCUGUCCAUCGUGGGGUGCUGCUACGCGAAGAUCUGGAACAGAGUGAUGAAGGCCCAUCAAAACCCCGGGCAGGAUCCUGACAACCAGUUUGCUGAGACUCGCAAUUUUAUAACCAUGUUUGUGAUCUUCAUUCUUUUUGUAGUGUGCUGGGGCCCUGUCAAUUUGCUCACCAUCUUGGCGGCUCUCCUUCCAAAGGAUUCUGCAAACAAGAUCCCCCACUGGCUUUAUCUCGCACUGUACUUCCUAGCCUACUUCAACAGCUGCCUCAAUGCUGUGGUCUUCGGGAUCCUAAAUGAGAGCUUCCGAAGAGAGUACUGGGCCUUCUUCUACGUCAUUCGCCACCCCAUCCUGUUCUUCUCUGGCCUCAUCACUGAUCUCCGUGAGAGGUGGGAGUCCCGUGCCCUGACCCGUGCCCGUGUCCGCGCCCGCGACCGCGCCCGUGCCCGUGCCCGUGACCUUGCCCGUGAACGAGAGCGUGGCCGUGUCUCUCCUGCUGUGGAAGAAAUACCACUGCGAGUCCGGAAUGUGCCCCUACCUGGUGACAUUGCAGCUGGCCAAUUUGAGGGUAGCCCUGUCCACUCUGAGCCAGCCUCGCCACUGUCUCAGCCUACCUCUGUCCUCCGUAAGUCUGUCUCUGGCCAUCCCAAGUCUGUCUCUGUUCACCCCAAACCCAGCCCUGUUUAUCCCAGGGCCGCCUCCGUCCACUUCAGGGGUGACUCUGUCCGUUUUAAGUCUGCCUCUAGCCACCCCAAGGUUGUCACCGGCCGCCAGGUUCCUGCUGGCAGUCAGUCCAGGGCCGCCUUCACCUCUGCCGCUGGCCGCAGGAAGUCCACCACCAGGAUCCACAUCAAGCCUCCUGCCAAGGAGCAGGAGACCCCUACCUUCGGCUAUCGGAGCCCUUCGACCCUCAGAUGUGCCCCUGCCCGCACCAGACGCCUGGGGUAUGAUGUCCCCAAGCUCUCUGAGCCGGCCUGCAGCCCGAAGCCCAAAUCCCCCAGGCGUCCGGUGGCUUUUACUAUCCCCACUGUGGUCAUCUCGUCUGUCAGUGACCCCGAGGGGACGGUGGUUCUUAAUAUGGAAAACGUUUCUGAGGAAGAAGUGGCUGUGUGA
Molecule: messenger RNA, 1835 nt
Organism: Sorex fumeus (smoky shrew)
Lineage: Eukaryota; Metazoa; Chordata; Mammalia; Eulipotyphla; Soricidae
Gene: GPR50
Product: G protein-coupled receptor 50
Exons: 3
Coding region: 108-1835 (575 amino acids)
Biological process (GO): G protein-coupled receptor signaling pathway
Cellular component (GO): membrane
Molecular function (GO): melatonin receptor activity
Source: RefSeq, a predicted model, not a curated record